AUGCAUGUUCUUGAGCACCAACUCCACAUCCUCAAAGAUCCAAGGGCCUCAUGGUGUCAUCAUGUGGGUACUUGGUCUCCACAAAGUCCAUGGAGAAGAGAGCAUUGUAGUGCUCUUGGUACAUGGGGAGCUCAUCCUCCUCUUGCUCUUCCUCAGCCUCUUCCAUGGCUCAUCUUGGUUCCCUCUUGUCAUCUUCAUCAACCAAUUGGUUCACCUCUUCUCCUUCCUCUUCACUCUCAGUUCCUCACUCCUUCUUCAUUUGGAGAGCCAUUUCCCCCUCUUGAACAAGGUUCACUCCAAUCUCAAACUCCCCUUGCUCACUCUCACUACUAUAGGGUCAUUCCUCUUCUUGGUUCUCCUUUCUUCCCUCACCUCUCACUCUCAGACUGUCCUCAGAGUAGACAUAUCCUCUGCAUCAGAUUCUUCCAUCCUCUGAUCCAUCCUCUCCAAAUCGGCUUGCAUCUUAAGCCUUCUCUCUUGCAUUGCUUGAUCACCCUCAACCAUUCUCCUCUGUGA
Molecule: messenger RNA, 516 nt
Organism: Microthlaspi erraticum
Lineage: Eukaryota; Viridiplantae; Streptophyta; Magnoliopsida; Brassicales; Brassicaceae
Source: the annotation of a GenBank genome assembly